Leguminivora glycinivorella is the source of this 4567-nucleotide messenger RNA. RefSeq lists its product as uncharacterized. The coding region runs from base 323 to 4351 and encodes 1342 amino acids. Lineage: Eukaryota; Metazoa; Arthropoda; Insecta; Lepidoptera; Tortricidae. Gene Ontology annotation, biological process: DNA integration. Gene Ontology annotation, molecular function: nucleic acid binding. The transcript has 2 exons. The record is from RefSeq and is a predicted model, not a curated record.
CAUUAAGCUUCCAACUAUCCAUCUCCCAACUUUCUCUGGUCGAUAUCAGGAUUGGCUAGAGUACCAUGACACUUAUAAGUCACUAAUACACGAUAACACAUCCAUACCUAAAAUUCAUAAGUUCCACUAUCUAAGGAAUUCUUUAAAAGACAGCGCGUCAUUAAUCAUUAAAUCAUUAGAGUUUUCAACUGAGAAUUAUGAUGUUGCUUGGGAUUUGUUGUGCGAGCGUUUCAAUAACAAUCGUAUUUUAGUAAAUAACCAUAUUCAAGCUUUGUUCAGUAUAAAGCCAGUGACUCAAGAGUCUUCUAAAGCCUUGCGUAGUAUGAUAGACUGGGUAAAUAAGAACUUGAGAGCCUUAAAAACAUUAAAAUUACCUACUGAACACUGGGAUAUUUUAAUCAUCCAUAUGAUGUCUAGUAAGCUUGACUCAGUCUCAAUGCGCGAUUGGGAAACCGAACGUAACAAAAUUGUAGGUAUUCCCACGUAUAGUGACUUUAUAACUUUCUUAAAGGGUCGUGCUGACCUGCUUGAAACCAUGGAGGAGGCUCAAACGCAAUCUAAGGUUCCUCGCAGGCACAGUGACGUCACGCACAACCGCCCAAGAACAUUUAUUGCAAAUGAUUCACACAAACAAAAACAACAUAAAUGUCCUGUAUGCACCAACUAUCACACAAUAUACCAAUGUCCAAAGUUCAAAGCUUUACCUAUAGAAUCUCGCAUUGAUAACAUUAAACAGUUGAAUCUGUGUACUAAUUGUCUUCGUGCAGGGCAUGACGAACAACGCUGUCGACUUAGUUCAUGUCGUUUAUGUACCAAACGUCACAACACUAUGUUACACAUUGACACUCAAUCUACAGAGCCUCUGGCUAGCACUUCUAACGCACAUGUGCAGGACCUAUCUAAACCUGUACAAGACAAUAUCACACUAAACUCUAUACACCGCAGCCGGAGCCGUAGCCAAACACUUCUUUCCACUGCUAUAAUCAAUAUUCAAGACCACACUGGUCAAACACACAAGGUCCGUGUUCUAUUGGAUAACGGAUCCACUAUUUCAUUCAUCACAGAAUCAUUACGAAACCAAUUAGGGUUACCCAGUUAUCCCGCAUUCACCUCAGUUAAAUUACUAGAGGACAAAUCAUCAACGUCUACACAAAGAUGUGACGUCACUAUAUCAUCACUAUACGAUCGCAGUUAUACAACCGAUGUUGACUGCUUUGUACUAUCUCGGAUCACCGAUGUCAUACACACUGACCAUAUCAAUCGCAAUUCAUUCGAAAUUCCCUCUCACAUCCACCUCGCGGACCCCUCAUUUGCUGAUCCGUCAGAGGUGCAGAUGCUGCUGAGCGCCGACUUAUUUUGGGAUGUACUUAUCAUGAACAAGAUAUCCCUCGGCAAAAAUCGACCAUUAUUAGUUGAAUCACGACUAGGUUGGCUAGUAGUUAAAUUACCAAACAAUAACAAAACUAAACAAAAUACAGUCCACUGUCAUUUCUCUAACGCUGAGUUAGAUCACAAACUAAACUAUUUUUUUGAUAACGACGGUUUCUCUACCAUUGAAAAGGUUUCCACUAAAGCUAAAUCUGAUAGCGAAUGUGAACGAAUCUUUACCAGCACCACCACACGACACUCGGACGGCAAGUUCAUAGUCACAGUACCACUUAAAGAAUCCCCCGAGGUAUUAGGUAACUCUAAAGAACAGGCUUUGACCAGAUUCCAUUCAUUAGAGCGCAAGUUUAAACGGGAACCGGAAUUCAAAGAUCAAUAUACUAAAUUUAUCAAUGAAUACAUACAAUUAGGUCAUAUGUCAGAGAAUACGACCCCCGAAAAUGAUGAUUUUUCAUACUUUCUCCCACAUCAUGCAAUUUUGAGAGAAAGUCUCACUACGAAAUUGAGAUCUGUCUUUGACGGAUCAGCUGUCACGAGCUCAGGAAAGUCAUACAAUGACAUUCAGCACAUAGGCCCGGUUGUUCAAGACGAUUUGUUAAGUAUCCUUAUUAGAUUCAGGCAACAUAGAUUUGUUGCAACUUCCGAUGUAGCCAAAAUGUAUAGGCAAAUUUAUGUAAGAGAAGAUCAACGAAGUUUGCAGCAAAUUCUAUGGCGGCCUGAUCCGACACAACAAAUUAAACAGUACAAACUAAAUACAGUUACAUACGGCACGGCCUCGGCUCCCUGGCUUGCGACAAGAACACUCAAACAGAUAGGUAUAGAGUGCAAGGACGAACUUGCACGCGAAACUAUUUUGCAUGACUUUUACGUUGAUGACUACAUCACUGGUCAUGAUGAUGAACAAACAUUAAUACAUACAUGUCAAAAUGUCAUUCAUGAGCUAGAACCUGCUCAUUUUCAUUUACGUAAAUGGCGGUCUAACAAACCAUCCAUUCUGACACAGAUCACAAAUGAAAACAACAAUGAUGAUGAGUUGCUAAAUCUUAAUGAUGAUGAUUAUGCCAAAACUUUAGGCCUACUCUGGGCUUGCAAACGAGACACAUUACUGUUUUCAUUGCCAAACAUUACACAACAAGCUAAAACAAAACGCACAAUUUUGUCCACUAUAGCGCAAGUGUUUGACCCUCUGGGCUUAAUAAACCCUUGCAUGUUACAGGCAAAACUCAUUCUCCAAUCUCUCUGGUCUCAGAAUAUUCCAUGGGACUCUCAAUUGCCAGCCGAAAUUGAGUCACAAUGGGACCAGUUUGUCAAAUAUUUGCCAGAUAUAUCUCAAAUUGAAAUUCCUCGUAGAGCAUUGUGCGACGAUUACGUGAAUGUUCAAUUGCAUGCGUUCAGUGACGCAUCUAUGAAAGCUUACGCUGCCUGCGUAUACUUACGCACUGUGUCAAAUAGCGGUGAUGUAAGUGUACAUCUACUCGUUGCAAAAAGCAAACUGGCCCCACUGAGGCAGCGGCUAAGUAUUCCAAAAUUGGAAUUGUGUGGCAGUCUAUUAGCUACACAAUUAAUGAAAAAGGUUGUUAAUUCAUUACGCCUAAAAGUAGAUUCACUAUAUUUUCACUGUGACUCAACCAUUGUGCUUGGUUGGUUAAAAACGUGCAAAAAACAACUCAAACAGUUUGUACACAAUAGAGUUAAUGAAAUCACCAACACUUUUGACCCAUCAGCAUGGCACUAUGUUCCCACAGAUAUGAACCCUGCUGACAUAGGGUCUAGAGGUCUAAAUGCUUCACAACUCAAAGAUUCAACUUUAUGGUGGCAAGGCCCUCAUUUCCUACACCAAAGGGACAUUCAAUGGCCCUUGCAGCCACUAAGUGUGGACAUUUCUGAUUUGCCUGAAAUUAAAUCUCAUUGUCAUGUUUCAGCAGCAGCUGUAGAUGUACGUGAAAGCGAUUUCACUGAAAAGUUUUCAAACUUUGGCAAAAUGCUACGCAUCAUAGCGUACAUGUACAGAUUCAAAUAUAAUUGUCGAAAUGCAAACAAACACGUUGGUCCAUUAAGCAUCUCAGAAUUAAGAUUAGCGUUGAUUUUCUUAUGUAAAAAGGUACAAUCAGAAAUGUUCAAUAAACAAAUUUCAUUGCUCAUUAAGGGCACACUCACACCAAAAGAUAAACUAAUCAAAUUAAAUCCAUUUAUUGACCAGGAUAAUCUUAUCAGAGUUGGAGGUCGUCUAUCCAACUCUAACUAUGAUUAUGAUACAAAACAUCCUAUCUUGCUACAUGCAUCUCACUAUAUAACUAAAACAUUAGUUCGAUACUAUCACAUUGUAUACUUACAUGCAGGACCCCAAUUGCUAUUAUCUACGUUACGUCAUAAGUUCUGGAUAAUAAGCGGUCGCAACCUUUGCCGGAAGACAACACAUGAGUGCUUAACUUGUCUUCGCUUCUCAGGUCGUACAUACCAGCCUAUCAUGAGCCCUCUUCCUGCGCAGAGGUUGCACGCUGAUCACCCUUUCACACACACAGCCACAGAUUAUGCCGGUCCUAUCCUGAUAUCGAACAGAAAAGGCCGUGGCGCUAUACUAAUAAAGGCAUACAUAGUUGUGUUCGUAUGCCUGGCAGUGAGAGCAGUACACCUCGAGCUCGUCACCGAUCUGACGUCUCAAGGUUUCAUUGCCGCUUUAAAUCGAUUUAUUGCCCGCAGAGAGCUCCAGUCCCGCAGCAAGUGGCGCACUCAGGGUGCGCAUCCACAGCUGGGCGAGAUGGUCGUCGUCAAGGAUGACCGCCUCCCACCAAACCGAUGGCUGCUCGGACGAGUCACAGCCAUCCACCCGGGCAGCGACGGCGUCAACCGCGUCGCUGACGUCCUCACCACUACGGGGACCCUGCGCAGGGCCUACAAUCGCCUCUGCCCACUUCCAUCGACGUUGGAUCAGGCAGCUCCUGACCCAAGGGGGGCAGCCUGUUAACGCACCUUCCAUGUGUGCGUGAGCGCCGCCGCGCACACAUCGACACGACACCCGCGGGCCCGCGGCCGGCGACAGCCCGCCCCGCCAUCACUCACCGAUCGUACUCGACGCCGACACCACGAUAGCUCGCGCGUCCAUAGCAAUGUAUUUUUUACAAAUUAUUAAAUAGUUGUUAAAAUCCAAGUUGUCGUCUUCAUCAUUUUCCGAAGAACCUGC